AUGGCGUCAAUUUUACCCUAUCUACCACAGAAAGUUCCGCAACCUCAGAAGACGUACCCACAAGUUAACACAUCGUACAUUUUCAACCCAGCGUCGGCGUCUUCUGUGUCGUCCUCUUCAUCCUUGCCUUCUUCACAUCUGCCACUAAAGGCGAGCUUAGCUUCGAGUAAGGCUUCCAACCCUUGUUCAAUGGAUAGUCAACCAUAUUUGCCACAAUCGAAAUUUCGUUCGCCAUCGUCAGACACCUCGUCGAUGAACCAGAUCUUCAAGUCUCUGUUUGGCUCAGAAGUGACAGAGUGGCCUUAUUCAGAGGAUACUCUUCAAAGAGCAAUUCACCUGCGGAUCUCCCAAGAAAAAACAAAACAGGAGUACUACAGGGUGGAAAGAUUGAACAGGGUUAUCGAAUUGAUGAAGUUAGCUGCGAUUGCAAAAGUCCCCGGUCACCUAAUACCAUGUCUGUUUGAGUCCCAUGACUCAGCACCAACCCAGAAGAAUAGUUUUCAUGAAAGACCGAUGUCCCCUCCCACUUCUUCGGCAUCCCCUGUUUCUCCCUCUCCUUCUCCCUCCCCUGUGAAGGCUUCUCGCUAUAAACAUGCAAGAGGUCAUACAAUCUCAAAGAUGACAGACCUCAGGCAGGAGACUGACAGGGGGUUUUUUGGCGGCAGUAGAGAACAAAACCGGAGAGCAGAAGAUAGCCAGAGCUCAACAAAUAGUAACUCAAUGAGAAAUUUCAGGUUUGGACUGGGGUCUGCUUAUAAAGGAAGCUCAUCUUCGCCUUCUCAGCUUCAAAGAAAAAGAACUACCUUACCGCCGAAGCAUCAGCUUUCUCCUUCCAGAAUCGGAGCACAUGCUAUAUCUUCACUUCACACACGUGGUGGUAGAAAUGUCUCUGUCGACUUGCAGAGCCUCCGUCAUGGCUCAUCUCAUAAUAGAACACUGUCUUUACCGGCGUCAGUAUCUAUCCCAGAAACCGAAUCAGUAGAAUUUGGUUCCAGCGGUCAUGCAGUUGAGAGCAAAGGAAACAGUUUCAAAGAGAUAACUAUACCAUAUCUCACCCCAAAAAAAGAUUACCAUGCUGCGCAUGAUUCUGGCCUUAUUAUGGAUGGGGGCAGAGCCACUGACAGUGAAGAAGAGCAAGAUGUUGAAAAAUUAUUAGAUUGCUCAGAUCAAGCUAACAGCUCUUUUUUAAAGCGGAGAAAGCUGGUGAAUGGUUCUCCACUAAAAAAUAUGACCUUGAUCACAGAUGAAACAGAAAAUACGACGAUCACUGAAAAUGAUGGAAAUGGUUCUAUAGUCGAUUUGUCAAUUGCCAACACGUCCACAUUCAGCUGCUCAAGUCCCAUCAGGCCUAGCAGAAUUGAGUCCCAAACUUCCUAA
Pichia membranifaciens NRRL Y-2026 is the source of this 1377-nucleotide messenger RNA. RefSeq lists its product as hypothetical. Bases 1 to 1377 code for a protein of 458 amino acids. The transcript has a single exon. NCBI's taxonomy places the organism in Eukaryota, Fungi, Ascomycota, Pichiomycetes, Pichiales, Pichiaceae. The record is from RefSeq and is a predicted model, not a curated record.